AUGACAGAUUUACAGGCUGAGAGGAACGAGGUGUGUCGGAUGAAGCCCGAUGCGUUUCUACUCUCAGAUUGUCACGGGACCCGACCAGCACUACGAAACCCUGCUCCCAUCCAGGGACCGACCAGGACCAACGCUUCGCUCCCUAUCCAGGCCUACGCAGGAUACGCGACCAGUGACCAAAUCCCUGCUGUCCCAACCCAAGGAACCGACCAGCGACCUAACCCUGUUCCCACCAAGGGACGAACCCGAAGACAAACGCUUGUUCCGCGCACCCAGACGGCACCGACCAGGACCAACCCUUGUUCCGAUUCCAGGGACGCGACCAGGGACAACGCCCUGGUUCUCACCCAGGAACCAAAACCUAGGAUACCAACCCUGUCCACCAGGGCAAACGACCAGACAACCCUGUUCCCAUCCAGGAACACCCGACCAGACCAACCUUGUUCCCAGCCCGGACACGCGCUAAGGACCAACCCUGUGCCCAUCACGGGACUCACGACCCAGACCAACCCGUGCUCCCACCAGGUAACGCCGACCAGGCAUCCAACCCCUGCUCCCAUCAGCGAACCCGUCCAGAUCCACCCCUCUGUUCCCACCCAGGACACGCCAGGACCAACCUCUGUUCCCAAUCCAGUGCACCGACCAGGACACAACCCUCUUCCCACCAGACACCGCACCAGAAACCAAGCCCACGUUCCCCCACCCAGGGGGAAGUCCCGACCAGGACCAACCCUGUUCCCACCCAGGAACCGACCAGGACCAACCCUGUUCCCACCCCAUGGGCACCGACCCAGGCACCAAACCCUAGUUCCCACCCUAGGGAACCCGACCAAGGACCAACCCUGUUCCCACCCAGGAACCCGCACCAGACAACACAACCGCUCUUAG
This is a messenger RNA of Salvelinus sp. IW2-2015, 888 nucleotides long. NCBI's taxonomy places the organism in Eukaryota, Metazoa, Chordata, Actinopteri, Salmoniformes, Salmonidae. The record is from RefSeq and is a predicted model, not a curated record.